AUGACAACUACAACUCCAACAAGUACUACCUCAGAACCAACCACAACUACAACUUCAACAACUUCUACCCCAGAACCUACGACAACUACAACCUUAACAACUACUUCCCCAGAACCUACGAUAACUACAACUCCAUCAACUACUACCCAGGAACCAACCACAACUACAACUCCAACAAAACCAACGACAACUACAACUCCAUCAACUACUACCCAAGAACCAACGACAACUACAACUCCAUCAACUACUACCCAGGAACCAACGACAACUACAACUCCAACAACUACUUCCCCAGAACCAACGACAACUACAACUCCAUCAACUACUACCCCAGAACCUACGACAACUACAACUCCAACAACUACUACCCAGGAACCAACGACAACUACAACUCAAACAACUACUACCCCUGAACCUACAACUACAAUUCCAACAACUACAACUACUCCAAUGACAACUACAACUCCAACAAGUACUACCUCAGAACCAACCACAACUACAACUUCAACAACAACUACCCCAGAACCUACGACAACUACAACUCCAUCAACUACUGCCCCAGAACCAACGACAACUACAACUCCAACAACUACUACCCCAGAACCGACGACAACUACAACUCCAACAACUACUACCCAGGAACCAACGACAACUUCAACUCAAACAACUACUACCCAGGAACCAACAACAACUACAAUUCCAAGAACUACAACUACUCCAAUGACAACUACAACUCCAACAAGUACUACCUCAGAACCAACCACAACUACAACUUCAACAACAACUACCCCAGAACCUACGACAACUACAACUCCAUCAACUACUACCCCAGAACCAACGACAACUACAACUCCAACAACUACUACCCAGGAACCAACGACAACUACAACUCCAACAACUACUACCCAGGAACCAACGACAACUACAAUUCCAACAACUACUAGCUCAGUUACCACGACGCCGAAAGACCCAACCAUGUCUUGUUCCUUUGAUAUACUGGAUGAUGUUUGUGGGUAUAUAAAAACUGGGCCUCCCAAUGCCUGGCAGCAAGUUCACAGGAAUGGAAGUAACCCAGCUGCAGGAUACUAUUUGUAUGCAGAGUCCUCCUCUAGGAAUGCAAUUAACUUGAUUUCUCCAAAGAAGGCAGUAAGUGGAGGUUGUGUUUCGUUUUACUACAACAUGGAAGAAGGAAUCGCUGCAGAACUCCAGGUGUUCAUAUCCGAAAAUGGCGCAGAUAGCCUUGUGAUGAUUGACAAUGGUGAAAUGAUCAUGAAAGAUCAAUGGUUGUUCUCUCGGUUCCCAUUGCCAGCUUCAAAUAAUGACAGAAAUGUUAGCAUACGAUUCCAAUUCACAGGGGACAAGAUUAAGUUUUUUAAUGGUAGCAUAGCCAUCGAUGAUGUAAUGUACAGUAACGAAACAUGUGACCCAGUAGUUCGAUGUGAAAAUUCGAGUUUCCUGUGUAACUCAAGUGACUUCUGUAUCCCGUACAACAUGGAGAGAGAUGGUGUGCGUGACUGCCCAGAUGGAUCAGACGAAACACCUUUUAACAUUAUAGACAUAUCUAUGCCUAAAGAAAAUCGGGCCUAA
Molecule: messenger RNA, 1587 nt
Organism: Ylistrum balloti
Lineage: Eukaryota; Metazoa; Mollusca; Bivalvia; Pectinida; Pectinidae
Product: mucin-2-like
Exons: 6
Coding region: 1-1587 (528 amino acids)
Cellular component (GO): membrane
Molecular function (GO): protein binding
Source: RefSeq, a predicted model, not a curated record